Molecule: messenger RNA, 4171 nt
Organism: Balaenoptera acutorostrata (minke whale)
Lineage: Eukaryota; Metazoa; Chordata; Mammalia; Artiodactyla; Balaenopteridae
Gene: P2RX1
Product: purinergic receptor P2X 1
Exons: 12
Coding region: 1-1200 (399 amino acids)
Biological process (GO): response to ATP; monoatomic cation transmembrane transport
Cellular component (GO): plasma membrane; nuclear inner membrane
Molecular function (GO): purinergic nucleotide receptor activity; extracellularly ATP-gated monoatomic cation channel activity; ATP binding
Source: RefSeq, a predicted model, not a curated record
AUGGCGCGGCGGCUCCAGGACGAGCUGGCCGCCUUCUUCUUUGAGUACGACACCCCCCGAAUGGUGCUUGUGCGCAACAAGAAGGUGGGCGUCGUCUUCCGCCUGAUCCAGCUCGUGGUUCUGGUCUACGUCAUUGGGUGGGUGUUCGUCUAUGAGAAGGGCUACCAGACCUCGAGUGGCCUCAUCAGCAGCGUGUCUGUGAAACUCAAGGGCCUGGCUGUGACGAAGCUCCCAAGCCUGGGCCCCCAGGUCUGGGAUGUGGCUGACUACGUCUUCCCGGCCCAGGGGGACAGCUCCUUUGUGGUCAUGACCAAUUUUAUCGCGACCCCCCGGCAGGCCAAAGGCCACUGUGCAGAGAACCCGGAAGGGGGCACAUGCACGAAUAAUAGUGGCUGCACCCCGGGAAAGGCAGAAAGGAAGGCCCAAGGCAUCCGCACAGGCAAGUGUGUGGCCUUCAACGACAUCGUGCAUACGUGUGAGAUCUUUGGCUGGUGCCCCGUGGAGGUGGAUGACAACAUCCCAUGCCCUGCCCUUCUCCGAGAGGCCGAGAACUUCACUCUCUUCAUCAAGAACAGCAUCAGCUUUCCACGCUUCAAGGUCACCAGGCGCAACCUGGUGGAGGAGGUAGAUGCCGCCUACAUGAAGACCUGCCUCUAUCACAAGACCUUGCACCCACUGUGCCCAGUUUUCAAGCUCGGCUAUGUGGUACAAGAGUCAGGCCAGAAUUUUAGCACCUUGGCCGAGAAGGGCGGGGUGGUAGGCAUCACCAUCGACUGGCACUGUGACCUGGACUGGCAUGUGCGACACUGCAAACCCGUCUAUGAGUUCCACGGGCUGUAUGAAGAGAAAAACCUGUCUCAAGGCUUCAACUUCAGGUUUGCCAGGCACUUCGUGGAGAAUGGGACCAACUACCGGCACCUCUUCAAGGUGUUUGGGAUUCGCUUUGACAUCCUCGUGGACGGCAAGGCUGGCAAGUUUGACAUCAUCCCCACCAUGACCACCAUUGGCUCUGGGAUUGGCAUCUUUGGGGUGGCGACGGUUCUCUGUGACCUGCUGCUGCUCCACAUCCUGCCCAGGAGGCACUACUACAAGCAGAAGAAGUUCAAGUACGCCGAGGACAUGGGGCCAGGGACGGGGAAGCACGACCCUGCGGCCACCAGCUCCACCCUGGUCCUGCAGGAGAACAUGAAGACAUCCUGACCUCCGCCCCCCACUCCUACUGGACACAGUAGGCGGGGAGCCUGGUGGGGUCCCAGCCAGGGCGGAGGGGUCUCCCCAGGAGCGCCCCCACCCUCUCAGCCAGGCAGACACCAGGUUGCUGGAAGCUCAGGGUGGACUCUGGGAGAGACCUGCACAAUUCUGGGCUCUGGCUCCAACUCUGCAGCCCCCAAGGGAGCCUCACCCCAGCCUCACUCACUCCUGGCCCGGGGUUUUAUGCUUCUCCCUCUGGGCCCUUGUCCAUCCAUCCUACUCCCUCAUGUCUCCAGACCUCCGCUCUCCCAUAUGGCAGCCACUAGCCAUCAGUGACUAUUUAAAUUAAUUAAGAUUGAAUAAAAUUAAAACUUCAGUUCCUCAAAUAGCCACAUUACAACUGCUGAAUACACACAUAUGGCUGUGGUUGCCCUAUUGAACCACAUGGAACAUUUCCAGCAUCGCCGAAAGUUCUGUUGGAGCUCUGCUUGAACCCUGUUUCUUACUGGCCCCAGAUUUCCCUGGGAUGCUUAUCAACAGUGCUGGCACCUGGGAAUUCCCUGGCAGUCCAGUGUUUAGGACUCUGCGCUUUCAUUGCCAAGGGACCUGGGUUCGAUCCCUGGUCGGGGAACUAGGAUCCCACAACCUGCAAGGCCAAAGGAAAAGAAAAAAAGAAAAGCAGUGCCAGCAACUGGGUGCACCCCAGACCUCCUGAACCAGAAACUCCACGUCUGGUCACAUGGUCUGCAAGCAUAGCAAACUCUUCAGGUCGUUUUCAGGACCUAAGUUUUAGAACCACUCCUGAUCAGGUAUCAGACUUAGCUGGGGCCGGCAUUCCCUGGCAGGUGCGGGCCUUGAGCAGGUGUGUGGUGUGCUCACAAGCCACACGGUGUCUCAUGCACUCCCCCACCACGUGCACACUCACCCGCACGCACAGCCCCCCUCCCAUCCACAUUGUGUGUUUGAACAGCUUGGGCCCUGCAAACACAACCAUCUGAACACACCUACACCCCCAGGCACAGACUCAUGGUGCAUGCCACCCCGCCUCUGUGGGGAUGUGCUUCUCCUCAAGUGUGUCAGGCCAGGACAGCCCCUUCUAGUGAUGAAUCCUUACUCAGCUACCUCUGGUCAGGGUGGGAGCCUCAGCCGAAUCCUGGGCUCUCUGCCUGUGAGCCAGCCCCAGCUCCCGAGGCCUGCCCGGCUCUGUCUGAACACAAGGUCUGGGAAAUCAAGGGCUGGAGUAUAAUAAAAGGAUUGGUGAAUGAGUUCAAACCUCUGCCUUCUGCCCUUUCUUCCCAGCCCUCUCUGAAACCCAGUGUCCACAGCUAUGAAACACGGGGCUAAGCUGAGCGAUCUUUGAGAUCCUUCUGGGUCUCUCCGUGGGAGGUGGUGAGCUGACCCUUAUGCAGAGGCAGUGCUGGGCGUCAGCUCACCUCUAUCCACGGGUCGCUGUCCUGGCACAGCCCCGAUCAUUGGAGCUCUUCCCAAUCCUCCACAUGCCCCUCCCCCUGCUUUGAAAGGCCUGGCACUGGGACAAGCAGAGACCCCAGGAGUGGCCUCAUGAAAGCAGGGGUGAGGAAGGGGCUGGCUGUCCCAGGAGGGAGAUCGGAUGGAAUCCCAAAGAGGGGAGGGAGGUCUUGACUGGAGACAGUGUGGAAGGAUCCUCCAGGGACCCUGCUGUGGGCAUGACCCUCCGGCCAAGCAGGGUCUCUGGGCACCCGCAUCACCAUGCUCUGUCUAGACCAGUGUUGUCCAACACCAGUGAUGGAACAUUCUCUAUCUGUGUUGUCCAAUGUAGUAUUCACAUGUGGACGUUAAGUAUUUAAAAUGUGGCUCAUGCAACCAAGGAACUGAAUUUUUUAUUUUAUUCAUUUAAAUUUAACUCGCCAGGUGUGGCUGGCUAGUGGCUACCAUAUUGAACAUCACAAGCUAGCCCCUCCCCUCUCCCUCAGGCCCUUGGCCUCCUGCCCUCUUCCCCGGCCAAGAGCCAUCCCUCGGAUUUUACAAGACAGGAACUCCCUCUUCUUCCCUCCCUUCCUUCUCCAGAUCUACCUGCUUGUGCACCUCCUGUCCCCUUCCCUCCCGAGUGAGCAGAGGAUUGGAAAUCCUUGGAAAUCACACCUCACCCAGCCUGGAGGCCGCCUCUCCUCUCUCCCGCUCCUCUUCUGCCUCCUCGCAGCCCACAUUUCCCUGCUGCUCUGUCUGCUCUCCGUUCACUGCCACCACCAUUCCAGAAAGACCAGUCUACACUUCCCUCUGGGUCCCACCCUCUACAAUUGGCCUCCAGCCCCUACCCCCACUUCUAGGUGCCCUUGCCAAGGUUACCAGUGGCAUCCUUGUUGCCAAAUCCAAGCAGACACUUCAGCCCAUGUCCUGCUCGGCCUGUCAGCCUCUGACACUGUUGGGUGAGCCCUCCUUUGUUGAACGAUUUCCUUCCAGCAGCUCCUAGGACCCACCCUCUCCAGAUUUUCCAGCCAGCCUGGGGUGAAGGGAUAAGAUAGUUUUCAAUUGCAGCUCUGUCACUGUGUGUCCUUGGGCAAGUUGCUUAACUCUCCAAGCCUCCUCUGUGAGUCAGGGAUAAUAAUAGCCUCUACUCAGGUUGGGGUAAGAUAAGAUACGUAAAGUACCUAGCACAGAGCCUGGCACACCGUAGUGCUCUGCCCCUGCCUCUGUCCUCUCUUUCAAUGGCGGAGUCAGCUAGCUGUCCCCAGGUUCUUGGCUGGGUAUGUGGCUGCCUAGAAUGGAAGCUGCAUUUCCCAGCCUCCUCUUGCCUCUGGGUCUGGUCAUGUGACUAAGUUAUAGCUAAUCAGAUGUAUGUGGAAGUGUCAUGUGAUGCCUUCUGGGAACUUUCCUUAAAAGAGAGCUGGUGCAGAUCCUUUGCCCUCUUCUUCUUCAUCCUUGUCUCCAUCCCACUGCCUGGAAUGUGUAUGUGAUGGUUGGAGCUCUAGCCACCAUCCUGAAUCACGAGAACAAGAGUCAA